Cucurbita pepo subsp. pepo (vegetable marrow) is the source of this 883-nucleotide messenger RNA. Lineage: Eukaryota; Viridiplantae; Streptophyta; Magnoliopsida; Cucurbitales; Cucurbitaceae. The record is from RefSeq and is a predicted model, not a curated record.
CCUCAAACCCCUAUCGUUCGUACAAGUACAUAUAUGAAAUACAACAUAGAUGAAUAUCCAACCGGGACAAAUGCAAUAGUGGCAGUGUUGGCAUAUACUGGUUAUGACAUGGAGGAUGCAAUGAUUUUGAACAAGUCCUCUGUGGAGCGUGGAAUGUACCAUGGACAAAUUUAUCAGACAGAAACCAUUGACUUGUCUGAGCAGAGCGGUAGAUCAAGUCGCAGCCAAAAGUUGUUUAGGAGGAGUAAUAUAGAUAAAUCUGUGCGGUCUCAUAUAGAUUCGGACGGGCUUCCUUAUGUUGGUCAGAUGAUAAAACCAGAUGAGCCCUAUUGUAGCAUUUAUGAUGAGGUGGCAGGCACAACUAGAAACAUGAAACUUAAAGGUUCAGAACCUGUAUUUGUUGAUUACGUGUCUGUUGAUGUAAAGAAUAAGAAGCACCCUCAAAAGGUAAAUAGGGAUCUCUUUCCUUUUUAUCUGAAUUGUAACAGCAGAUAAAUAAUUAUAGUGGGUUCUAGUGGACUCAACUUGGAGUUUCACUUGAUCCUAUGUGAGUAUUAUUAUGAAAGCAAGGAAGCUCUACCUGUUCAUGUUUUUAAAUGUUCUUUUUAUUGAUAUUUGUGGCUGACAAUUAUAGCUUCAUUGGUUCAUGCGUUGAAUCAAGUAUUACUAUGUCAUGGGCUUGAUGGCACUCAUGGCUUUAUGGAGGAUGAUAAUUUCAGCCAUGAUAUGGAAAGUGGGGCCUAUGAGAAACAGGUGUAUUUGUAGAAAAGCCGCGCUUGUGGCCUUGAGCUAGGAUUGCUUUUUUUGUUCUCUAGAUGGGCUUCUUUGACAAAAGAUUUUAAAAACUUUACCUCUUUUAUAACUCCUCAGAAAAGUUCGCAUC